CCAGCCCAACCUUUUUUGUAAGGACCUCCCUCUCCCUCUAGCAUUCUUUUUUUGUGCUCAACUACUCCUCUAGCAUCUUUCACUCCCCAAGUAUCAAUUGAUUUGUGUCCACUAAAUUAGGAACUCAAUCUCCCAACAAAAGUUUUGGCCUCACCACUUAUGGAAGAAUUAAUAAUCUCCCCCUCUUCAUCCUCGUCCCUAGUCUCCUUGCCUCAAGAAAACCAUCCAUCCCUCCAACAAAGGCUCCAAUUCAUUCUUCAAUCCCAGCCAGACUGGUGGUCAUACGCCAUCUUCUGGCAAACCUCGAACGACCGCCAGGUGGACAAUGGUUGUCUCUUCCUGACCUGGGGAGACGGCCAUUUCCAAGGCCCCAAAGACGCAUCACCCAACAACCACCACCACAACCCCUACGGAGUUCUGUCCGAAAGAAGGAAGAUCCUCAAGGGCAUCCAGUCCCUCAUCAACGACACCAACAAUCCAGAUAACCAUCAUCAAGACUUGAUCCUCGACAACAUGGGUUUAAACGCCGACGUCACCGACGUGGAAUGGUUCUACGUCACGUCGUUGGCUCGAUCCUUCUCCGUCGGUGAAAGCAUUAGUACUAAUGUUCCCGGCAAAGCUUUUAGCUCUGGAUCUUUGGUGUGGCUGACUGGAAGCCAUGAGCUUCAAUUCUACAACUGCGAAAGAGCAAAAGAAGCACAAAUGCAUGGGAUUCAAACCCUAGUCUGCAUCCCAACCCCCACCGGAGUUCUCGAGCUGGGCUCUUCAGAUUUGAUCCGAGAAAAUGGGAACCUGGUUCAGCAAACCGAAUCCUUAUUCGGCGCGGAUGUCGUUUGGGGCCAACCUGACCCUGGAACCAGAUCCCCCAUCGAUUUAAUCAACCGAAACUUCUCCUUCGCCGACAUUGGCAUCAUCGCCGGCGUAGAGGAAGAAGACGACAAAAAGGAAGUUGCCUUGGACAUAACGGCGAUGAAGAAGAAGUGCGGAAGAGCAUGUCCGGGUCUGCUCCAGUUGUCGAAUUUGAAUAGCCUUAACCCGGAACAUUCGGAUUCGGAGUUUCCGAAACGGACGCCGAAAAAGCGAGGGCGAAAACCGGGGCUGGGGAGAGACACACCGUUGAACCAUGUCGAAGCGGAGAGGCAGCGGCGGGAGAAGCUCAACCACCGGUUCUACGCCCUGCGAGCGGUGGUGCCGAACGUGUCGAGAAUGGACAAGGCGUCGCUGCUGUCCGAUGCCGUUUCUUACAUCAACGAGCUGAAAAGCAAGGUGGACGAGCUGGAGUCGCAGGUGCAGAGAGAGUCCAAGAAAGUGAAAGUCGAGACCGGCGACAACUUGGACAAUCAGAGCACCACGACGUCGGUGGAGCAAACGCGGCCGCCCAACUCGUCGGCGAGUGGGUCUACGGGGCUCGAGAUGGAGGUGAAGAUAGUAGGUUCGGACGCCAUGAUUAGGGUUCAGUCCGCGAAUGUGAACUACCCAUCAGCUAGGUUAAUGGCGGCGCUGCGUGACUUGGAGUUUGAGAUCCACCAUGCGAGCUUGUCGUGCAUGAACGAGCUCAUGCUGCAAGAUGUUGUGGUGAAGGUGCCUGACAACAUGAGAAGUGAAGAGAGUAUCAAAGCUGCUCUUCUUAAAAUAUUAGAUCAGAACUGAAGUUUGAUCAACCGAUUUGAUCAGUGGUUUUAGGACAAAGACAGUGGAACAAUCUAUAUAAUUUGGGUGAAGCAAGGACUCCAUGUGUGGGAAGGACAGAUAUUUAUGCACGUUUCUAAAGAGAGUGAGUGGACUGACUACUUGGGUCCUUGGUGAGGUGAAGAGGCAAGUGAAAAAGGAAAUGGGGUUCCGUUUUUCUGCACCUGUGAAUAACUUGGCCAAAAGUAAACCACUCGUGCCGUUUAUUUUGUGGACGAAAUGGAAUAUCCAAUCUGGAAUC
Messenger RNA from Pyrus x bretschneideri (Chinese white pear), 1930 nucleotides. RefSeq names its product transcription factor MYC2-like. Gene Ontology annotation, cellular component: nucleus. NCBI's taxonomy places the organism in Eukaryota, Viridiplantae, Streptophyta, Magnoliopsida, Rosales, Rosaceae. Bases 160 to 1650 code for a protein of 496 amino acids. The record is from RefSeq and is a predicted model, not a curated record. Gene Ontology annotation, biological process: regulation of DNA-templated transcription. The transcript is spliced from 2 exons. Gene Ontology annotation, molecular function: protein dimerization activity; DNA-binding transcription factor activity; transcription cis-regulatory region binding.